This is a messenger RNA of Caenorhabditis briggsae, 108 nucleotides long. NCBI's taxonomy places the organism in Eukaryota, Metazoa, Nematoda, Chromadorea, Rhabditida, Rhabditidae. The record is from RefSeq and is a predicted model, not a curated record. The transcript has a single exon. The coding region runs from base 1 to 108 and encodes 35 amino acids.
AUGAUGAGGGAAAAAAAUAAUAAAAAGGAGAUGAAGCCGCAAAGAGCAAAAAAGGGAAUCUUUGAAGAUGGAUUACUUCAGUUUUCUUUUCUAUUAUCUGAACUUUAG